AUGUUUCGCGACACCGAAUUUCCACUAUCUUCCGGUACUUUUACCAUGUCACCGUCAGAACCUACCACUCAAAACGACGACUUUGACGAUGUCUUCGGAUCUGAACCAGGUUCUCCCACACUUGACGGCAGAGAUAUGCGCGGAGAUAUGUUUAAAGUUGGAAACACAGAGAUUUCGGAUAUACCAAGAUUAAAGGAGAAGCACGAAACAGAAGGAUACAGAGAUGGUGUUACAAAAGGAAAAUCUGAGAGUGUUCAAAAGGGAUUUGACGAAGGUUAUGGAUUAGGUGCUGUAUUAGGGUUGAGGAUAGGAAAGAUUAUAGGAAUUCUUGAAGGGAUUUCUGGGGCAGUUUCAGUGUCCGCGAGCAAGUCCAAAGACGCAGAAUGGGCGAAAGAGAAGAGUCGAUUAGAGAAACUGUCCAAUAAUGCAAAGAGUGUAUUAAAGACAGAAGAGGUUUUUGCAAGAGAGUGGUGGGGCGAGGAUGGAAUAUGGAAAUUUGAAGUUCCAGGAGAGAAGGAAGGAAAGGAUGUCGUAUUUCCCGACGUUGCUGCAGCACACCCUUUACUCAAGAAAUGGGAAGGGAUUGUGAAAGAGGAGAUACGAAAGUGGUCGUUGGAUAUGAAUUUGAUGGAGGGAAAUGAAGAGGACGUUGUACCUGUGGGACAGCAUGUGAAAGCCAAUGCUGUGGAGCAGAGGAUUGGUGCGGCAAAAACGGAUCUGAAUUGGUGA
Botrytis porri is the source of this 729-nucleotide messenger RNA. RefSeq lists its product as uncharacterized. The record is from RefSeq and is a predicted model, not a curated record. NCBI's taxonomy places the organism in Eukaryota, Fungi, Ascomycota, Leotiomycetes, Helotiales, Sclerotiniaceae. Bases 1 to 729 code for a protein of 242 amino acids. The transcript has a single exon.